CAAAAAUGUCAGCUUCUAAAUUUGUAUAUUCUUCACCAGGACCAAAAACUUAAUCUGCAAUAUCACUUGCAGGAGAUAGAGAUAGAGCACUUUCUCCUAGUAGGGCAAAAAUCUCUCAAUUAUCAGAAAAACUAUCCAAUCUCCAACAUUCAAUCGAUGAGGAUUAGGCAGUAUAGAAUCUAUUAAUACUGAAUAGUUUAAAAAAGAAACUUUUGAAUAAAAGGUUAAGGUUUUAGAGGACAGAGCCAUAAAACAGCAAUAAGGGGAUGAAUCAAAGUUUAAGCUAUUAAAAGAGUAAUUGUAAAAAGUAGAGGAGGGAGCUUAAAAUGAGAAAAUCAUUAGAGAAGUAAAACGAAAUAUGACUUAUCUAAUAGAGUGGAGAUGAAAAACUAAGAAAUAAAGAUUUGAAAGGAUUAGAGUUUGCCUUGGGAAAAGAAUUAUAGACAGAAAAAGUAAAUAGAAAAGAUUAUGAAUAAAAAAUUACUAAAACAACAGAUGACAGAGUUUACAGUCUAAGAUUAGAUUUGGCAAGGUAAAAAAAGUACAGAGAAGAGACAGAGGAGAAAAAUGCUUAAGAAAUUGGGGAUAGAAUUUUACAGUUAUAGGAAGAGGUGGAAGAAGAAAGAAGAACUAGGUAUUAAUUAAAUAACUCUUAGGGAAGAAGGAAAUUAAUAGGUUAUCAAACGAUUGGGAGAUUCCAUCUUGAAAUUAUAAGAAAUUUUAACAAGUGAGAAAAAAUAGAGAGAAUCAGCAUAGGCUUAGAUGUUUAGAAUGCUGGAUGAAAUGAAUGCCUAUUUGAAUGGGGAGUUGAAUGCUGAAAAAAAUGAAAGGGAAGCCACAGAAGAGAGUAUUAUCAAUCUUAUCGAUCAAACAUGCAACAGGGUUGAAAAUUCUUUAAGAAAAUGAAC
Molecule: messenger RNA, 908 nt
Organism: Paramecium octaurelia
Lineage: Eukaryota; Ciliophora; Oligohymenophorea; Peniculida; Parameciidae
Source: the annotation of a GenBank genome assembly